Messenger RNA from Paraglomus brasilianum, 124 nucleotides. Lineage: Eukaryota; Fungi; Glomeromycota; Glomeromycetes; Paraglomerales; Paraglomeraceae. The record is from the annotation of a GenBank genome assembly.
ACUCGAGCUCAAUACAAUAUUCGAAAGCAACGAAGAAAGUGAAGGUGAAAGUGACGAGGAGUAUGAAGAGCAAGAAGAUAAAACAGACGAGCUGAGCAUCAAUGAGGAAUUUGCCAUUGAAUGA